ACGAAGCAGCUGUUCAUACUAGAAAGUGGAGGAGGAGACCAUAGAAAUGAACGCACUGGGAGGAUGACAGCUUUUAGCCGCUGCUGUAACCCUGAACCUCUGACACCCAUAUGAACCGUCAGCGAGAGGACCACUAACCCAGCCCGCAGGGCGCAUCCUCUAUCCUGAGCAAAAAGCGAGGGGCCGUGGGCGGAGGGUUCCUUAUGAUUUCUCAGUUUUCAUAGACGCUAUUUCUCUAACACCAUGGUGCUGGGCAAGGUGAAAACUUUAGCGGUCUACUUCGACUAUCUGAACGACAACAACGUCCCCGUUUACUCCGGCGGGGAUUCGGUCUCGGGGAGGGUGAUAAUCGAAGUCAUCGGCGAGGUUCGCGUCAAAACGUUGAACAUAACCGCCAGAGGCGUAGCCAAGGUGCGGUGGACCGAGUCCCGGAACGCCGGAGCCAACACUGCCUACACUCAGAAUUACACCGAGGAGGUGGAAUACUUAAACCAUAGCGACACGUUAAUAGGAGAGGAGAGAGGUAAGGGACAACCACAUCAUAAUUACGCACUCAUUCUCACAGAGAUGUGCUGGCAAACUUGAAAUUGGGUGUAUAUGGAAAGGCCUAGUUCCGGUUGUUCUGAAUUUUCAGAUUCCAGCUAUGUUAUGGAGCUCUGUCAUUGCUGGUAAUUAUAGCCUACGCCAUUUGUAGGUUACAUGACUGACGAUGGGUUAAAUUUGACAUAAACUGCGUAACACACACAUCACACAUUCUUUGGAACAAAUUACAGUUCUUAGUCAGGUGGGAUAGUGGUCCUGAUGCGACAAAGGAUAGGUUUUCUGCAUCCAAUUUAGGCUGUUUAAUACGCCAGAUCCGACAAAUAUUUGCUCAAUUGAUGUCUUAUGACACAUGUGUUUUAUUCGAAUUGAAGUUUGUAAAGUUUGCGUUUUAUUUAGCGAGUUAAGGAACCUCAAUGUUGUCAAAAUUUGACACGAGCGAGGGCUAAUCUAACUAAAAGCGGUUAAAAUUAGAAUAUAUUUUUUAGGUUUAUUACUGCUUUUGUUUGAUAAUUUUAUCAAUAACGUUGUUUCGCUGAUGAGAACCUGAAGUUUACUCCCUUUGUUAGAAGCGGUUCAAACCUGAUCACAAACUGGCUGAGGGAAGGGGGCGCGUGGGGGGACACCCCUUUCGCCUCUGAUUGGUCUAAACUGCCAUACGUGUCUAGGAUGACAUCAUUCCAUCUGGGGAAGUAAAAAUUCUUAAGCAUGCAAUUUUGUCUUCAAUUUGCUGCUGUAACAGUUCCGUUAAUGUAAUGCACAACUAGCCUAACACGUAGGCAGGCCUAUGCCACACACCUUUCAUAAAGUAACUGAUCUCUUACAUCAACAGGUACUAUUAAGAAAUGUAUCAUUGCAUUGACCAAAGAGGGCGUUUACAGUAGUGCCCAUUACCUUACUAGGCUACUGAGGUUCAGUUUCAGCUGAUAACAAUUUUCAUAAUAGCUGGUCUAAUGGGACAUGUAAAGUGAAACAUUUAGGAUUUAUUUAGCAUCUUUACAGGGCUUGACAACACCAAGAGAUACACUUUUAAUUUUUCAAUUUAAAAGAAAAACAACCCCAUAGUUAGUAUACAACGCAAUAAAAAUAGACUCUUGACGCAACACAGCAAUACAAACAAGUCCUAUCUCAUAUUACAGUAAAUGCACUUUUGCAUGGGCGAAUCAGGCUCUUGUUGCCAGGGUAAUGUGAGAGCUGAAGUCAUAUUUUCUCGAACAUUUAUCCAUCACAAUAUGACAACACCAAGACCUUCAGCAGAAGACUGUUUGCCUUUUCAGCAACGUAACCUACCGGUGGCAACUUAACCUACCGGUGCCCUUUAGUUCAGAUAACCUACCGGUGCCCAAUAGUUCAGAUAACCUACCGGUGCCCAAUAGUUCAGAAUAGCCUUUGUGAAAACAGUGUUAAUCAGUAGGGUAGGGUUCCUUAUGUAGCUGGCUGGAAAAUGAUGUCAUGUAUGUGCUGAUCAUCUGUUUACCUCAGGAAAGCUACAUGGGGUGCAGGAUUUUUAUUUCCAGCACUAAAUCACCUGAUUGAACCAACAGUGUUCUAAAUAGUGGAACAUGAGUAUGUGACCCAGGUGUGUUAGUGCUGGGCUGGAACAAAAGCCGGUACACCCUGUAGCUCUCCAGGACCAGAGCCUACACUGAUUUGAUCUCCACUGUUGCUCAAGCAUAGUGUUUAUUAGUUCAUGAUCUGUAAGUAUUUUAUGUUUUCCUUAUUUUGUUGCACUGUAAUAACCUUAAUUGUAUUUGUGUGUUGAUUGAUUGAAGAAUUUGUCAAAUAAAAUAUGUUGUUGGUUUUUAAUAAAGAUGCAUGAAUGUACCUACUCUCGAGUCCCUCUUUAUUUCUCUCAAAUAGACAGACAGAUCUAGACUGUAGUGUCUGUCUGUGUCUGUCUGUCGGACUCCCUCCCUCUCGGUCUCUGAGUAUCACUCAAUACCUAAAUCUUUCUAUCUCCCUCUCUUUCUCUCUCUUCUACCCUCCCUAUCUCUCUGUUCAUGUCUCUCUCUCUCUUUCUCUCAAUUCUCCCAUAUUACAGAACACAUGGCCAUUCAUAAAGGGGCUUGGUGGAGGGGCGGGACCAGGUUAGCUUUCCUCAAAUGGCAAGCUAAAUGAGGACAGUACAGAGGAGACCCUCACUGUUCUCAACACAGGAUUACACGAAUUCGCCUUUAGCUUCCUGCUACCACAGAUGCCCCUGGCCACAUCGUUUGAAGGGAAGCAUGGCAGUGUGAGAUACUGGGUGAGAGCAGAGCUCUACAGACCAUGGCUGCUGCCUUUCAAAGUCAAGAAAGAGUUCACUGUGUUUGAACACAUCGAUAUCAACACACCACUGCUGCUGGCCCCUCAAGCUGGCACUAAGGACAAGACCUUAUGUUGUUGGUUCUGUGCCUCGGGACCCAUCUCACUCAGUGCCAAGAUAGAGAGGAAGGGAUACACGCCAGGUGAGUCCAUCCAGAUCUCUGCAGAGGUGGAGAACUGUUCGUCCAGGGUGGUGGUGCCCAAGGCAGCGCUGAGCCAGACCCAGACUUACUUCGCCAAGGGCAAGGCCAGGCAGCUCCAGCAGCAGAUGGCAGCCCUGCGUGGGGACACCCUACCCCAGGGGAAGAGCCAGAGCUGGGAUGGAAAACUCCUCCACAUACCCCCAGUGUCUCCAUCCAUCCUGGACUGUCCACUCAUCAGAGUGGAGUACUCACUGGUGGUGUAUGUUGACAUCCCUGGGGGGUUGAACCUGUCUCUAUCUUUGCCGUUGGUGAUCGGGACCAUCCCCCUCCAUGCAUUCACCAAUCGAACAAGCAGCAUCAGCAGCUACUGUAGUAGCAUCAGCUGGCCAGAGAGACCUGAGGCUCCCCCCAGCUACAGUGACUUGGUGGUGACAGAGGAGCAGAGAUGGGGCUGUCUGGAGCGCUGUGAGGGGUCAGAGGUCAACGAAGAGGACCAGGGAACACUGCGCGCUUACAUCACAGAGUUCAGAUACCAGCCCCCGCCGCUCUACUCCGAGGUUGACCCUAACCCAGAGCCGGGCUGUGGAGGUCAGGUGGUCAGGAGACCCGACCUCUGCCCCUCUCGCUGAGCACAACACUGACCUGCUCAGAGCAGACAGGCAUCUACACCUACAGAUGGAUCCAACAUGGCCGCCGCUAUAGCCCCCUACUGGAGCCAGUUACCUACAGAUGGAUCCAACAUGGCCGCCGCUAUAACGUCCUACUGGAGUCAGUCACCUACAGAUGGAUCCAACAUGGCCGCCGCUAUAAACCCCUACUGGAGCCAACAUUGCGUCUCAUCCUUAGUUUUCUCGGGUACAUGGAUCAACAGAUGCAGGGAUGUCAGCUCUGAUAGACACUCUGUGGAGAGGCCAGGAGACGCCUCAGUCUGACCAGAAUCACGGUUCUCUGCUGGUCAGAAAGAAUAGAUAGUCCUUAGACCAAUCUUCUGGUACAUAUGACCAUUACGUGGCACAUCUAAGACUAGAAAGGAGAGGAGAAGAAGAAAAUAGAUAAUCCACUGUUGGACUGUUGGAUACAGUGGUCAGGAUCUCCUCCAGCCUCAGAGUGAAUUUUGCACAUGCCUCUCACUGUUUUUCUACUUAUCUUCCAUAGCUUUUCUUCCUCAACUGUCAUAUAUGCUGGAACAUGUCCGUUGUCUUCUCACCACCAUUACUACUUAACUAGAAACAACACCGAUCACAGACUCUUUUAGAACAAAGUAACUAAGAAACAAAUGAAAGGAAAUGUUUUUAGAGGUGUUGUUGUGUCUUGUGUUUCCUGAAUGGGGAAUGUGGUACAUGGUGAAAUGACUAGUGUGUGUGUUCAGACACUGGUGUAUCUGUGAAGCACUCACUCACUCUCUCUGUCUUUCAGGUGUCUUUCCUCACUAAACCCUCCAUAGAUACAGUACCCUACUAAGCACUUGUUUGAUUGUAGUAUGUGGACAUAUGACACAGAAAGAAGCUCUGUAUUUACAUAAGAGGCAAAGAAACAGCCAGAUGUAAAAUAAAAUAAGAUACAAAUACAUUUGAAAUGUUUACAGGUCAAUUGUCCUUCAAAGUUGAUCUUCACCUCCAAACAAAGUGCAAUAUAUUUUUGUAUUUGUCGUUUUUCUGUUUGUGUAAGUGAUGCCAUUAUAGCCAUUACUGAUCUGAAUGCUAUCAUGAUCUUCCUUUGUUUGAAAUAAAGAAGCCGUUUUGUAGAAACUGUGAA
This is a messenger RNA of Oncorhynchus kisutch (coho salmon), 4742 nucleotides long. RefSeq names its product arrestin domain-containing protein 3. Bases 2735 to 3616 code for a protein of 293 amino acids. NCBI's taxonomy places the organism in Eukaryota, Metazoa, Chordata, Actinopteri, Salmoniformes, Salmonidae. Gene Ontology annotation, cellular component: cytoplasm. The record is from RefSeq and is a predicted model, not a curated record. The transcript has 8 exons. Gene Ontology annotation, biological process: protein transport.